UAUCACAUGAUUUGAGUGGGCGGGUUUUGAGUUUUCCGACACGAAACUGGGCCCAUAUCAACUCAGCACGCCGCUCCAAAGCUCUCCCUGAGCCCUGGUCGUCAGCAUGUGCACCGGAGCCUGUUCCAAGUUCGUGGCCAUCUCGCUCUACCCGCUGGCCGUAGUGUCCAUCAUCUGCAACAUCAUCCUCUUCUUCCCUGACUUCAGCAAUAAAUACGCAUCCGAAGAUGGAGAGAAUACCCCCCGUCUCACCGAGGAGGUCAAGUACAUGGGUGGGCUGAUCGGAGGAGGAAUCAUGGCCCUGAUCCCAGCCAUCCACAUCCACCUGACCAGUGCCGACAAGUGCUGUGCCAACCGCUGUGGGAUGUUCCUGUCCAUUGGCUUUGCAGCACUGGGCAUGGCUGGCGCCGUCUACAGUCUGAUUGUGGCAUCACUGGGGCUGUCCAAUGGUCCCACGUGUUUAUGGUCCAACGCAGGCAUCGAACAGUGGGGAACACCCUUUACCAACAGCAAUGGGAGUUACCUGGGCGACAAGGAGAUGUGGAAGUGGUGCAUAGAACCAAAGAACGUGGUGGAGUUUAACGUGGGCCUGUUCUCCACUCUGCUCGUGACCUCCAUCCUCCAGCUCGGCCUCUGCGGCGUCCAGAUGGUCAACGGGCUCUUCGGCUGCCUCUGCGGAACCUGCGGCGGAGACAAAGAGUGAACGGAGCGCCCCCUGGUGUAGAAAGACAUCUGCCGGCCUGAAGAACAAGCCACCCAUCACGUUUUUUUUUUUUUUUUUUUUUUCUUUUUCCUCAAAUGCAUUACAAAACAUAAGCUUUUUACCCAUAAUUCACCGCUGUGUUCGACAUAGUCCUGACGUCGCUACAGUUGAAUAGUUAAAUGCACUCCACGUCAAUCAAACGCUGAAAACUCUACAAACGA
Molecule: messenger RNA, 924 nt
Organism: Boleophthalmus pectinirostris (great blue-spotted mudskipper)
Lineage: Eukaryota; Metazoa; Chordata; Actinopteri; Gobiiformes; Gobiidae
Product: transmembrane 4 L6 family member 4-like
Exons: 6
Coding region: 107-703 (198 amino acids)
Cellular component (GO): membrane
Source: RefSeq, a predicted model, not a curated record